This is a messenger RNA of Ilex paraguariensis (yerba mate), 1215 nucleotides long. The record is from the annotation of a GenBank genome assembly. Lineage: Eukaryota; Viridiplantae; Streptophyta; Magnoliopsida; Aquifoliales; Aquifoliaceae.
AUGUCUCAACCACUCCACAACUUCUCGUUGCCGAAGCUGCAAUGGUCGAAAAGCCAGAAAGCAAACAACAACACUCGCGGCCGUACCAGACUCGGUCAUGGUGACUCCUCUUCGUCGUCACCCCCCACUCCCGAUGCCUCGCCGCACUCACCUCGUCCAUCUGGGCAUGAAUUGUUGCACCGAUCUCCAUCGUUCAAUUUAGGGCCUCGGCGUCCGUCUCCUCUCGCUGAUGAUUCCUCUCCUAAGAACCCUACUUUGACGGAUUUGUCGGAGACGGAGACCAGGUGUGCCGCAUUGUUGCAAAGCGGUUUCGCUUCGGAUGAUGACAAAAAGAUUCUGGCGUCUGGUGGUGUUCAAGAUGGGUGUCCCAUGUCUUCUUCUGAUCACAAAAUUGAGAAGAAGGUGAUUUCAGUGUCUGAUUCUAAUGAUAAAAUCGGGAAGAAAAGGUUGCUGGGAACGAAUGAGAAAACGAAGGAGAAGAUGGUGGCGGAAGAUGAUGUGGGCAAAGGGAAAGAAGCGAAACCCAAGACCUACAUUCGUCUUCGUUUGAAGAAUAAGUCUGACGAGGUUGGAGAGGAGGUCAAGAAAGCAGUUGUUGAUCCUAAAGACGAUGAAGUCAUCGAAAAGACUUGGAAUUUGAGGCCUAGAAAGCCUAUCCAGAACCCUUCGAAUUCCAAUGUCAUUGCCACUGGCAAAUCAGGAACAUCUAAAGCUGGAGGAUCUUCCAAGCCCGAGAACAAAGCUCUUAAGGGGACCGGAGGGGGUAAUGACGCCAAGGCUGAGAAGAAGAAGGAGAAGGCUAAGGAGAAGGAGAAGGAUAAAGACAAGUGCCCGGUGACAAACUUCUCGAUUGAGCUUACUCCUCAGGAGAUUGAAGAGGACUUCCUCUUAAUGACUGGAAAAAGGCCUUCGAGGAAACCAAAGAAGAGGUCAAAGGCAGUUCAGAAACAGAAUCUAUAUCCUGGUUCAUACUUGGGGUCGAUAACCCCAGAUUCCUACAAAGUUCCUGAACCCCGUCAAAAGGAUGUUCCGAGGGCUGAUGAUGUCCAAAUCCUGAAAUGCUAUUUGAAGAGCCUGCAAGGAUGGUUUACUGAUGCAAGGAACAAUUUUUGUGGGAGUUCUCUUGGAGAAGUGGAGCUUUUUGGAACCCACAGAACAGAGCUUGAGUAUGCUCAUUCUGUUAGAAAAUCAGGAUGGGGCUUCACAUAUCUGUGA